AGUGGAUUUAACAAGUGGGUGCCUGACAUCCAGGGCCCCAUGUCCAGGUGGGAGGCAUGGGCUUUGAGGAGAUCCUGAAGGAGGUGGGUGGCUUUGGUCGCUUCCAGAUUCGAAAUGUGAUGCUGUUGGCCCUGCCCCGGCUCCUGCUUCCUCUGAACUUCCUCUUGCCGAUUUUCAUAGCCGCAGUGCCCACUCACCAUUGUGCCCUGCCGGCCCAAGAGCCUCUCAACAACCUUACCCUAGAGACGGCUUGGCUGGAAGCCUACUUGCCCCGGGAGCUUGAUGGCAGCUUCAGCUCCUGCUACCGAUAUCUCUACCCACACCCACUCUCCAACACUAGCCAGGUGGAAAGGGAGGAUCAAAUUGUGCCAUGUCCUGAAGGCUGGACUUAUGACCAAUCACAGUUUUACUCUACUAUUGCCACUGAGUGGGACCUAGUGUGCGAGUGGAAAGGACUGAAUCGUGCCAUAUCCACCUUCUUCUUCAUCGGUGUGCUCGUGGGGGCUGUGAUCUUUGGAUACUUGUCUGACAGGUUUGGGAGACGCCCACUACUCUUGGUAGCCUACAUGAGCACGCUAGCCCUGGGCCUGGUCUCUACCAUUUCUGUCAGCUACGUCAUGUUCGUCAUCACCCGCAGCCUCACAGGGGUUGCCCUGGCAGGCUUCACUAUAAUUGUCUUGCCCCUAGAAUUAGAGUGGCUAGAUGUUGAACAUCGCACUAUGGCUGGUGUCCUUGGCAGCACCUUUUGGUCUGGGGGGGUGAUGCUGCUGGCUUUGGUUGGCUACCUGAUUCGAGACUGGCGAUGGCUGGUGCUGGCUGUGACCCUGCCCUGUGCCCUGGGCAUCAUCAGUCUCUGGUGGGUGCCUGAGUCUGCCCGAUGGCUUAUGACCCAGAAUCGGAUUAAGGAAGCCGAAUUUUACCUCCACCGAUGUGCAGUGCUCAAUGGCCGGCCCCAAGCUAGGGAAAAACUAAGUACUGAGGCCCUGAGUCUGGUGGCUGAAAGGGAAAAGAUAGUUAGAAGACCUUCCUACCUGGACUUGUUCCGGACCCCCCGGCUCCGGCACAUCUCCCUGUGCUGCAUGGUGGUGUGGUUUGGGGUGAACUUCUCAUAUUAUGGCCUGAGCCUGGACCUGUCAGGGCUGGGGCUGAAUCUGUACCAAAUACAGCUUCUGUUUGGGGCAGUGGAGGUGCCCUCCAAGAUGAUUGUCUACCUGUCAAUACGCUAUGCAGGGCGCCGCUUCACUGAGGUGGGGGCCCUGCUGGGCACUGCCCUCACUGUGGGCACUAGUCUGCUCUUGCCCUCAGGGGUGGUGGCGUGGAAACUGGUCCUGGGAGUGGCUGGAAAAGGCUUUUCAGAAGCAGCCUUUACUACUGCCUACCUGUUCACAUCAGAGUUGUACCCCACUGUACUGAGACAGACAGGGUUGGGAUUGACAGCUCUCGUGGGCCGGCUGGGGGGCUCCCUCGCACCACUGGCCACCUUGCUGGAGGGGACGUGGUCCUCACUGCCCAAGGUCACCUAUGGUGGGAUUGCCCUUCUGGCUUCGGCCACUGCCCUCUUGCUGCCAGAAACUCGUCAUGCAAAGCUUCCUGAAACCAUCCAGGAUGUGGAAGAAAAGAGGACCUUGCCAAAGGCCCAGGAAGAGGAGAUGCACAUGAAGGUGCUGCAAGAUUAAGCAUCACAGUGCUGAGCAAAGAGCACCACAUGUGGGAUCAAGAAUCCUAGCUCUGCUAGCUGCCGUGCUCACCUGUAAAAUAAGAGGACUAGGCUAACUCUCCAAGGUCCCUUCUGGCUCUAAGUCCCGAUACCACAAAGUGAGCAAUGACCCCAUCUCUUUCUGGUUGGUCCUUGGGGCAAGGAGUGAGGGACAGGGCUGACAAACCCCAACCAUCCCAGGAUGGGGCAGAACAGUGCACUCACUGAGCCACCCUAACACUCUUAAAAGAGUUGGAACAGACUUUAGAGAUGGCCUAGCCCCUCACAUCCUCACAAGUCUCUGCAUAACUUCCUCCAGUAAAGGGGCUGCCUCCAGGGAUGCUCUUCUGAUCCCUACUUGGGGGGGGGUGUCUCCAUCCUGGGGACAGGGCUUCAAGAAAGCCUGGGGGCUAGUCCCGGUUUUGUUGGUCCAGUGGGUCUGUUUCUCCCUCACUUGUGGAAUGGUGAUAAUACCACAUGCCCAGCCUACCUCACAGGGCUGUUGUGAGGAUCAGAUGAAAAAAAAAUACCUGUCAAGUGCU
Molecule: messenger RNA, 2238 nt
Organism: Antechinus flavipes (yellow-footed antechinus)
Lineage: Eukaryota; Metazoa; Chordata; Mammalia; Dasyuromorphia; Dasyuridae
Gene: SLC22A7
Product: solute carrier family 22 member 7
Exons: 10
Coding region: 57-1676 (539 amino acids)
Biological process (GO): transmembrane transport
Molecular function (GO): transmembrane transporter activity
Source: RefSeq, a predicted model, not a curated record